Vanessa atalanta (red admiral) is the source of this 1535-nucleotide messenger RNA. RefSeq names its product ubiquitin-like-conjugating enzyme ATG3 (gene Atg3). Gene Ontology annotation, cellular component: cytosol; cytoplasmic ubiquitin ligase complex. The transcript has 7 exons. The record is from RefSeq and is a predicted model, not a curated record. Gene Ontology annotation, biological process: autophagy of mitochondrion; nucleophagy; autophagosome assembly. Bases 130 to 1086 code for a protein of 318 amino acids. NCBI's taxonomy places the organism in Eukaryota, Metazoa, Arthropoda, Insecta, Lepidoptera, Nymphalidae. Gene Ontology annotation, molecular function: Atg8-family ligase activity.
GUGCCGAGAAGACGGUAGUUUAUUCCAAUUUGCUUUGUCCGGCUUUUGUGUAAAAUCAUUGUUAUUACAAUAAUUAUAAACAAGGCAGUUUCGGUGUCGGAAAAUAGCUUUCACGCAUAACGUCUUAUAAUGCAGAGUGUAAUAAACACUGUAAAAGGAACCGCCCUGGGUGUUGCGGGAUAUUUGACGCCUGUUCUCAAGGAAUCCAAGUUUCAAGAGACUGGUGUAUUGACUCCAGAAGAAUUCGUAGCAGCAGGUGAUCACUUGGUUCAUCACUGCCCCACAUGGCAGUGGGCCAAGGGUGAGGAGUCCAAGAUCCGAUCAUACUUACCACCAGAUAAGCAGUUCCUCAUUACCAGGAAUGUACCAUGCUAUAGACGUUGCAAACAAAUAGAAUACUGUGAAGACAAUGAGAAGGUCAUAGAAGACGAACAUGAUGAGGAUGGUGGUUGGGUGGACACACAUCACUACGAGUCCUCCGGCUUACCCGCCGUUGAAGAGAAGGUGUGCGAGAUGACGCUGGAGGCGGCGGAGACGGGCGACAGCGACGGCUCGGCGGGCGGCGAGCGCGACGACGACGACGCCGACGACGACGACGAGGCCGAGGACAUGGAGCGCUUCCAGGAGUCCGGCCUGCUCGACGAGGUGGACCCGUCAACAGCGUUAACGACUCGCAAGGAACCGAAGGAGAAGAAGCAGAAAUCUGACGGCGAUGAGAUCAUCAAGACUCGAACCUACGACCUCCAUAUCACUUACGACAAGUACUACCAGACUCCGCGCCUGUGGCUCAUCGGGUAUGAUGAGGAGCGGCGGCUGCUGAGCGUGGAGGCGAUGUACGAGGACGUGUCGCAGGACCACGCCAAGAAGACCGUCACCAUGGAGUCGCACCCGCACGUGUCGGGCCCCAGCAUGGCCUCCGUGCACCCUUGCAGACACGCAGAGGUGAUGAAGAAGAUCAUCGAGACGGUGACGGAGAGCGGCGGCGAGCUGGGCGUGCACGCCUACCUCAUCGUGUUCCUCAAGUUCGUGCAGACCGUCAUCCCCACCGUCGAGUACGACUUCACGCAGAACGUCAACAUCAACUAGGCCACGCCCCCUCCCCCCACCCCCACCGUGUCGGAUCGUAUUCAAUAGCAAAUAAAUGUGAGCUUAGUUCGUCCACCGCGACGUUUCCGAUGUCCUUUACUGUAUAUUCAUUAUAUAUAUUUUAAACAUUUACGGCUUUACCUGUAAACGGUGUUCAUGGGGUGGCAGGUUACGCGAUGCUGUCGUUCGACGGUCAAAUCGAUGGGAUUGUACCUGCCUUUAUAAGUGCGGCCGUUACAAAACAAUAUGCUAUUGAUCAUCGAACAAAAUCUUCAUGCUCAAAAUAUCAGUACAACCUGCAGUUACAAUUCACAAACAGUAAUGAUAAUUUUACACCGAUACUAUUUAUUUUGUUAUUUAAAAAUGGAAGUGUUAUAUUCAAUUCGACGGAUAAAUUUUACAUGUUUAAAAAAACAAGUCGGAAUAAAGCUUGAAUACGAUUUACUAUA